Pyrus x bretschneideri (Chinese white pear) is the source of this 783-nucleotide messenger RNA. Its product is annotated as late embryogenesis abundant protein D-34-like. The record is from RefSeq and is a predicted model, not a curated record. The transcript has 3 exons. Lineage: Eukaryota; Viridiplantae; Streptophyta; Magnoliopsida; Rosales; Rosaceae. Bases 1 to 783 code for a protein of 260 amino acids.
AUGAGCCAGGAACAGCCACAAAGACACCGACCGGACCAGUCCACGGUUGAGGAACCUAUCAAAUACGGAGAAGUCUUCAAUGUCUCCGGCGAAUUAGCCGACAGGCCCGUCGCACCCCGCCACGCUGCCACUGCCCAAGCUGCUGAAAACCUAGUGCUUGGAGAGAAUAUGAGGGGUGGACCAGCUGCUGUCAUGCAGUCGGCAGCUAGACACAACGAGCGCUUUGGCCUUGUUGGCCACCGCGACGCCACUAAAGUCGCCCGAGAGAAAGGCGUCGCCGUUACUGAUGAAACAAUUAAUCCCGACGGCAACCGGGUUGUCACUGAAAAAGUUGCUGGACUAGUUGUGGCACAAUAUGUUGAGCCACCGGUGCCAGUGGCUUCUCCAGGAGAAGCGCUUGAUCGAAAUGCAAUUACAAUUAGUGAAGCGCUGGAGGCCAGUGCUCUGUCAGCAGGAGACAAACCGAUUGAACAAAGUGACGCCGCUGCAAUACAGACGGCUGAAAUGAGAGCCACUGGAUGCAACAAGAUAGCACUCGGCGGUGUGGCGGCUGUAGCUCAGCAUGCAGCUUCUGUUAACCUGCGCGACGUCAAUAAAACGAAACUUGGUGAUGUGUUAGAGGAUGCAACUCAGAAGUUGCCUGCGGACAAACCUGUGACUAGAGAGGAUGCAAGGGCGGUGAUAGGAGCGGAGAUACGGAACAGUCCGAAUAUGCCCACUACUCCAGGCGGAGUUGCUGAAUCGCUCGCGGCAACGGCUAGGCUUAACCAGAACUGGGAAUAA